AUGCAGGAGGUGGUGAAGAAACGGCCGAUAAUCUCCGCUAGAGAAAGAGGCCCGGGCCCCGGUCGCUACGCCCUGCCCCCUACAGUCGGAUACAUCAACCAUGACUUCACCAAGCCCAGCAGCCCUGCUUACUCCUUCCACAGCCGCAUGAGCAGUGCCAUGGUCUCUGUGGACUCCAGCCCAGGACCAAGGUACCACAUUGACGCCAAGCUCACCCGGUUCGGCCGGAUGGAAACCCCCUCCUACUCUAUUUUAGGCAGAGGAAGGCGAUCAGGAAAUAAAGUCGAGCUGCACCAGACUCCAGGCCCGGGGGCCUACAGCCCAGAGAAGACUGCAUCUCUCGGUGCUCACCACAGACCACCAUCCUACACCAUCGGCGCCCGGACCAGAUACCGCUGUGUGGAUGCUGUGCCGGCACCAAACAGCUACAGUCUUCCUAACCUGCUGGGCGGCCAUGUCCCUAAUAAACCCUCCAGUGCCAGCUACAGCUUCUCCAGCCGGAGGAAAGUCGGAGCACCAUCAGAAGACCUCUCCAUGAGCCCCGGACCGGCAAAGUACAACAGCAUCAACCCGGAUAUAUACCGCCAGCGCCAGCCCUCCUUCUCCAUGCAGAGCCGGACUAAGAGGCCUAAUUAUUCCUCUGCUGUUCCCGGCCCCGGCACCUACAGCCCAGAGAAGAUUCAUUCGCACCUGCCUAGACCACCGUCCUACACUCUGGGUGUCAGACACUCAGAGUUUGUCACCCCACUCGUGGUGGAUGUAGCUGACUGA
Chelmon rostratus (copperband butterflyfish) is the source of this 771-nucleotide messenger RNA. RefSeq names its product outer dense fiber of sperm tails 3-like 2a (gene odf3l2a). Gene Ontology annotation, cellular component: cytoskeleton. The transcript is spliced from 5 exons. The record is from RefSeq and is a predicted model, not a curated record. Lineage: Eukaryota; Metazoa; Chordata; Actinopteri; Chaetodontiformes; Chaetodontidae. The coding region runs from base 1 to 771 and encodes 256 amino acids.